ACUCACACGCCUCAUUGCACCUCUGACGAGCUGUGUUUUCAUUUUGCGUCUUGUUAUUAUGCUGAAAAUCUAAUUAAUGGAUUCACAAGGACCCGUAUCGGUGAUCGUCUGACGCCCCCUCGCGGCUGACAGGCAGCACGUCAUCCCAAAAAGCUCCCCCUGACAUCCUCCCAUUGUCUCCUCAAACCAGUAACUAACGCUGCCGAUUUAUAUGACGGUUAUGGAAGAAAAAAAAAUCACAUGACGUGAAGCAGCCUCUGUGGGACGCACAGCCAGAAAAACACCCUGCAUGAAGCUCUCCACUUGAUUAUUUCAUCAUAAAUCUCAUCCAAGCGAUGGAAAACGUGAAUUAUUGAAUAAUAAAAAGGGUUGAUAUUCAGUGGAGAGGGCACAGGCUGCACAAAGAGGAUCAUUGUUGCCUGCAGAUGCCCGUCAGUGGUGCAGUCGCCCUUUGAAGGCUCUCCAAUCGCAGCCAUAGCGCGACCGAGCGAGGGCGGGGCUUGGUCCAACCCUCCCUUCCUUCCACCCAUCUCUCUCUGCUCCAAGCCCCACUUUGGCACCGUGUCCCAUUGACUAGACGGCGACAAACAGAGGAGCAUCGUCCACCAGCGUCUCUGCGCGUCAAAGUGGACAGGUGAUGACUGGGAGCGCGGAUGUUCUGGAGCUGAGAGACUGAAGUGAUGCGCACCUCCAGGAGGUCACGGUCUGGACAGGUAUGAGACCUGUGGCGCUCAUGGAUGAAGCACCAGCAGAUGUUUAAAGGAUCCCAGUGUGGAUGUAGCUCCAUAUUCCACUCAUACACCACCACCAGCAGGCCUGGCCCAGUUCAGCUCCAUAUGGAUGGAUCCCGCUGUAGGAGCUGUACUCAUGGAAUACAAAGCCCAUGCUGGUGAGCAUGCCUGCCUGUCCGAGUCCACUCCUCUCCGGGAGCCUCUCCACAGCGCUCUCCUCCUGACACAGCCUCUCUACUCGGACAUCCCCUGGUCGCUUCGGGUCCCCUCGCCAUGAGGACGACUGCUCGGUGAUUCGGUGCCUCUGCACGCCUGCACGGACCGGAGCUCAUAUUUUGGACCGGGGCUUUUUUUCGGCUACACACAGGAUUUAUCUGCGCUGUGGGCUUUCUUUGUGUCAAAGGGCUUAACGCAGAGUGCGCGGACGGCAACGGAGCGGGGGCUUUCUGCUGCACCCGCUGUUGCGCCCAGCUGUCUCUCUUUGUGGCCGGGGCCGUGAUGGCAGCCGGCCGGCCGGAGGCGCAGGACCACCCGCCAGAGAACGGCUUCACCCCGCUGGAGCACCCGGCGCCCCGGCUGCUACCGCACAUAGACGGCUCGGUUCUGCCGUCUCUGGGGGGCUUUGGGAAACACCAGAAGCAGCUCGUGGUCCUGACCUGGAUCCCGGCAUUGUUCAUCGGCUUUAGCCAGUUUUCGGAUUAUUUCCUCCUGGCGCAACCCAAUGGCACGUGCGUGCAACCCCUCGCGAACCACAGUAACUGGACCGCGGCGUCCCCGCCGGUUACCGCCGCGCCUGCGCUGCUGCAACUCAGAGGCAACGGCACCGGGGAGGGAUACGGCGACGGCAGCGGGAUGCUGUGCGCCUGCAAGGAGUGGAGACUGGAGCUGCAGACGGGACUUAGUCAGAAUGUGGUUACCAAGUGGAACCUGGUGUGUGACUCAGCCUGGAAAGUUCACAUCGCCAAGUUCUCUCUGCUGGUGGGCUCCAUAUUUGGCUACCUAGUGAUGGGUGUCAUGGCCGACUGGUUUGGUCGGCACCCGGUGUUGAUUCUCUCGGUGCUUUUCAUGCUGGUGUUUGGUCUGAGUGUGGCCUUCUCUGUAAACGUCACCAUGUUCAGCACCUUGCGCUUCUUUGAGGGUUUCUGCUUGGCGGGCCUCGCUCUCUCCCUCUUCGUGCUCAGGAUCGAGCUUUGUUUGCCAGCCUGGCGCUUCUCCAUGACCAUGGUGGCCAGCUUUCUGAUGGUGGGCGGGCAGCUACUGAUGCCAGGGGUGGCAGCUCUGUGCCGCAAUUGGCCGGAUCGCGAUGAUUGGCAGGUCCUGCAGAUUGUCAUAAUCAGCCCUUUCGUUCUGAUGCUGCCCUACGUCUGGAUUUUUCCCGAGUCGUUGCGCUGGUUGCUGGCCACCCAGCACUACAGGCGGUCCAAAGCCAUGAUGCUGCGCAUCGCCAGGAAGAACCAGGUUGACAUGACAACCGAGCCGAGCGGGGUUCUCGCAGAGCUGGAGCAGGAGCUGCACAAGAAACCUCAGAGGACCUGCAUUGUCAAGAUGAUGAGCACCAGGAACCUGUGGAAAAACAUUGUGGUGCUGUGUGUCAACUCGCUGACAGGUUACGGGAUCCACCACUGCUUCGCCCGCAGUAUGAUGGACCCGGAGGCCCAGCCCACCGCUUUGUGCCACGCCGACUAUUACACGAUGGCCGGCAUCGCCGUGGCCACCUGCCUGGCGCUUUGCCCCGCGGUGGGGUUGAUGGGCCGGCGUGGAGGGUUGCUCACCUUCAUGAUCAUAACAGCCCUGGCAUCGCUGCUACAGCUGGGUUUACUCAACUUGAUUGGGAAGUACAGCCUUCGCCAUGACACAGUUCUGCGAGACUCUCUGAACAGGAAAUUCUCGGUGGCCUUCUCCAUCAUCGGCAUGUUCUCCUCUCACGCAGUCAGCACGCUCAGCAUCUUCUUCUGUGCUGAAAUCACUCCGACUGUCAUCAGGGGUGGAGGCCUGGGUCUGGUCCUGGCAAGCGCCGGCUUCGGCAUGCUCACCGCACCCAUCAUGGAGCUCCACAACCAGAAGGGCUACUUCCUGCAUCACGUGAUCUUCGCCUGCUGCACCCUGUUGUGCAUCAUCUGCCUGCUGCUGCUGCCCGAGCCGCGGGGCCAGCCCCUGCCGGAGAGCCUGGCUGAUGGAGAGACCUUCACCCGUCAGACCCUGCUCCACCCGGGAGAGCAGCACCUCCUUCUUGCCAAGAAUGACGGGGACUACUCCCGCGUCCACGACACGCCGUUACACCUCUCAGCCACUGGCGGUGCGACAGUGGCGGUAGCCACCGCUCUGGCAGCGGUACCUGCUUCAUACGCCCUGGCGACUGGUGGGGAGGUGAUUGGAAAUCGUGCCAUAGCCAAUGGGGUGUGAGCAUCAUAGCAAUAGUUGACUAUUGUGCUUUUAAUUGCUCGAGCAUUAACCCGACUGAAUGGUCAAUGAACAAAAACAUUUUAAGGGAAAAAGAAUUGUUCGGAUGAACCAGAUGAACUUUUGAGAUGGUGACGAUAGAACCUUUGUGUAGUUUGUAGUGACUAUGAUUCAUUCAGGAGUUGCCAAAAAAAAAUAUUCUACUGGACUAAGUUUAUCUGAAUUCAGUGUGUGUUCAAUAAUAUGAAAGUCUUCAGUGGUGUUGGUGAUUUUCUUGCACUGCCGUCCGCUCUGCGGAGAACCGGACGCAGGCGAGCGAAGAGACAAAGUAGAGCUAGACCAGCUUUUUCAAUAACGUGUGCGCUCUUUUGAGUUUUCUGUUUGUAGUUUCGACUCGUCGAGGAAACGAUCUUUCAUCUUAUAAAUAAGUUAUUUUGCACUAAAUGUCAGAGACACAAUCAAAGUGUUUGUGAUUUUCAGCCAACACGUUGGAGAUCCAGGGAUUGGCUAAACCACUACCACUCUUUGCAUGAAAGGGCACAAAUAGCUUUUUUUUUUGUUUCUUCUUAUUCGUCGUCCCUCUACUAGAAGUCCAAUGUGGCACUUUAUCCUCAGAGGUGAGGUCAGUGUAGACACUGAUUUUUAAAUUUUCUUUUUUAAGAAAGCAUUACUGCUCUCGUUGUGGGUGUAUGAUGGUUGUCUGACGUUGACGAACAGCCGGAGACCGACCUUGGCAGACUGUACGUGUAGCCUAUAGAGACUGUAGGUCGUGCUGAACGAAUCUGAGAGUUGAACGGACUUCUGUAUGUCUUAUGACGCAUCUCAGCAUUUUUAAAAAAUGGCUUUAUCGCGAUGGCUCUGUUCUUUUUAACAAAACAGAGAAUGUAAUUUAAGAAAAAAAAAACAAAAAACAGUAUUUAUUUUGUCAUGCUGCCAAGGGCAAUUUGUCGCUUGAAAUACCUCCUUAAUUAGCAAAUAUUUCCACUCCACUUCUCACUCCUUGUUCUCUGUACUGUGGUAGUGUUGUAAUCCUGCUCUUAGGAUGUGUAACUCUAGCCAGCAAGCACAAUAUUUUACAGGUUUUUUGAGAUAAACGUUUGUGACGAUUAGAGUAGAGCAGAGUUGUCUGCAGUUACCUGGCAUAGUUGUUGAUUAGUGUACAUUUACACACUUUACUAUGUGAGUAUCCGUUAGGACUGCAUAGAAACGUAAGGUAUGCAUACAUGUGCCAUUCAUUCAUAAUGUUUGGACCGUCGGACGUACUUUUAUAGGAUAUAAGCACAUUGAAUAGAUAAAACAUCCCAUGAAGCAUUUUUGUCCAAAUGUACCUGAAUCCACAGAUCCUCCAUUUUUUAAAAUCAUAUUUAGUACACAGCACGUAUUUUGGACACCCUGUAUGGUUUGUUAGUUUGUAUGUUUUCAACGGUUAAACACAAAAAAACAAAAAAAACAAGAACUCAACCACUAAUGCUGUUUUCUAAGUGUUAUUUUUUUAAUAUGAUGCAUUUGUACAAAAAGCCAUAGGCCUACAUGUU
Molecule: messenger RNA, 4666 nt
Organism: Larimichthys crocea (large yellow croaker)
Lineage: Eukaryota; Metazoa; Chordata; Actinopteri; Sciaenidae
Gene: slc22a23b
Product: solute carrier family 22 member 23
Exons: 10
Coding region: 1230-3134 (634 amino acids)
Biological process (GO): transmembrane transport
Cellular component (GO): membrane
Molecular function (GO): transmembrane transporter activity
Source: RefSeq, a predicted model, not a curated record